CGGGGGUCGACGGCGAUGGGGCUCGCUGAGGAGGAAGAAGGGGGUGGAAGGCGGCUCCGCGGCUGCUGACCCUCCGCGGGCAGCGAGCGGGGGCCCGUUGUCCGACAGGGCUGGUAGCAGCGGCGGUUAAGAAGACAGAUAAAUUGAAGCUAUCAAGAUGAGCAGAAAGCCUCCACAUCGUCCUGGGAUCACAUUUGAAAUUGGUGCUCGGUUGGAAGCUCUGGAUUAUCUACAAAAAUGGUAUCCUUCACGCAUUGAGAAGAUAGACUAUGAGGAAGGAAAGAUGCUUGUCCAUUUUGAACGAUGGAGUCACCGUUACGAUGAAUGGAUUUACUGGGAUAGCAAUCGGUUGCGCCCGCUUGAACGGCCUUCACUGAGGAAAGAGGGCCUAAAAGAUGAUGAAUUUAUUGAUUUUAAACCAGGAGAAGAGGUUCUGGCUCGUUGGACAGAUUGCCGAUAUUACCCUGCAAAAAUUGAAGCAAUUAACAAAGAAGGAACCUUCACUGUACAGUUCUAUGAUGGAGUGAUUCGAUGUCUCAAAAGAAUUCAUAUCAAAUUGAUGCCAGAGGAUGCCAAGGGGCAGGCGCGCGAGAGGCAGCAGAUAGCACCGGAGCUGAGAUUAGUGACGGAUAACGAGCCACGUGAAGAUUGGAUAGCUUUGGUCAAAGCUGCAGCAGUGGCAGCCGCAAAAAGCAAAGCAGGAGUUAAGCCACGGACAAGCGUGAAUAGUAAUAAAGACAGCAAAGAAGAGAGAAAGUGGUUUAAAGUUCCUUCCAAGAAGGAAGAGACCUCAACCUCAGCCAUUGUCCAGAAAGUCCAGAAGAAAGAAGAGCAGCCCGCAUCCAGUGAGACAUUUGGAUUCCCUCUAGUGGAUGUCCCAAAGAUUGCCUUUGUACAGGCAGAGAAUGCAUUAGCGCACAAGAGGAAAAGCAAUCUAGGCAACUCAUUUCAAGCAAAGAGGGCUCGUCUUAACAAGAUCACUGGAUUGUUGGCAUCCAAAGCUGUCAGUGCUGAUGGUGCUGAAAAAAAAGAAGACAGCAAACAAGCAGCUCCAGUCUUGGAGCAGGAGAUAUCACCUAAGCCUCAAAGUCAGAAAAAAAAUGAAGCUGAUAUUAGCAGUUCUGCCAACAUUCAGAAAUCGGCACUGUUGCCCUCCAACUUGUCUUCAGGAAAGGCUCGCAGCAAGAAAUGCAAACAAGAAUCUGGAGAUUCUGCAGGGUGUUUAAAGCCCCUUAAAACACCAAUUUCCCCAGAGUUAAUACAAGUGGAGGAUUUGACCCUGGUCUCCCAGCUUCCUUCUUCUGUGAUAAAUAAAACUAGUGGAUCACCACCAGUGAAUGUCUGUAGAUCCUUCAAAAAUAGCCACCGGAGACGAAGAUUACAACACCUAGCGACUGAUUCGUCGCCUCGUGAUUCUCUAGAAAAAGUUCCUUCCCUCUCUCCAGUCAUUGAUGGUAAAGUGUUCUCCAUCAAUGCCCCAAAUGAACCUCGCACAUUACUGGAGGUUCCCAAUGUUGCUCAUGUGUCCCUUGAGAAGCAUGGACUGUGUCUCCCUCUUGACUUAAGCAGUAACUUGGAUGUUUCAGCACUGUUAACUGGGGAGGCUGCCCUCUAUAGCCGGCAGCCCAAUCAAGAGAGAGAAGAGAACCAGAUUAUCAGAUGCCAUCUUUCCAAAGCAGGAACUGAUGGCAGGGUAGCUCCGGUGGCAUCAGGAACACUGAAAAUUGAGAGAAAAUCAAAAUUGGAAGAGAGAUGCUCAUCUUUGCUUGGUAAAAAGAAGGAGAAGGAAAAAAAAGGGAAGAAGGAAAAAGAUCAGAAGUCAAAACAGAAGAAGAAGAAAAAGAAAAAGAAGAAAUCAAAGCAGCAUGAUUACUCCGACUUUGAGGACAGUUCUCUUGAAUGCUUCGACAGGUGCUCCUCCCCCUUCACUAGGUCCUCUGGCAGCUCGCUGACUCUACGCAGCACCACGACGGAGAAGAGCACGUCCUAUCAGUACCCAAGGGCUAUUUUAUCUGUCGAUCUCAGUGGUGAAAACCUCUCUGAUAUGGAGUUUUUGGAUGACUCUUCUACUGAGAGCUUGCUGUUGAGUGGCGAUGAAUAUAAUCAGGAUUUUGAUUCAACCAAUUUUGAAGAGUCUCAGGAUGAAGAGGAUGCUCUGAAUGAAAUAGUCAGGUGUAUCUGUGAAAUGGAUGAGGAAAAUGGCUUCAUGAUUCAAUGUGAAGAAUGCCUUUGUUGGCAACACAGUGCAUGUAUGGGAUUGUUGGAAGACAGCAUUCCUGAGCAAUAUAUCUGCUACAUUUGCAGGGAUCCACCUGGUCAGAGAUGGAGUGCCAAAUAUCUCUGUGACAAAGACUGGCUGAAUAAUGGCCACAUGUGUGGCUUGUCAUUCUUAAAAGAGAACUAUUCUCAUUUAAAUGCCAAAAAGAUUGUGUCAACGCAUCGCCUUCUGGCCGACGUGUAUGCUGUUACAGAAAUAUUACAUGGGCUACAGCUGAAGAUUGGAAUACUAAAAAAUAAGCAUCACCCUGAUCUUCAUCUCUGGGCUUGCACAGGUAUGCGGAGAGAUCAUGACCAAAUCACUCUUGGAAUAGAAAGAACGGUCCUAACUGUGCCAGAAGCCAUUAAUUCCUCUGGAAGGACGUGUCAUAGUCAAAAUCAUAAAGAGCCCCCUCGUUUAGCUCCAAAGGUGGAAGAAACAUACAUCAGAAGUGAACACAGUUACCAGAAACCAAGUUUUGGUCAGGAUUGCAAAUCGGUUGUUGACCCCACCAGCUCAGAGGAUGAUGACACCAUCAGUUUUGAACAUAAUCAGGAGCUUUUCUUAGAAGAAAAAAACUGUUUACAAUAUUCAUCUACAGAAGAUGGUUUUGGCCAUCAGAAGCAUUCAGCUGAAGGGAACACCGUGUUUGUAUUCAAUGAAAAAAGAGGAGCCGAAGAACACGUGGAUGCUCGUCUUCAGUGGCAGCUAAACCUCCUUACCCACAUAGAAAAUGUGCAGAAUGAAGUCACUAGUAGAAUGGACCUGAUUGAAAAGGAAGUUGAUGUGUUAGAAAGCUGGCUGGAUUUCACUGGAGAAUUGGAGCCACCCGAUCCCCUUGCACGUCUGCCUCAGCUCAAGCGUCGGAUUAAGCAGCUCAUUUCUGACAUGGGUAAAGUCCAACAAAUUGCCACCCUUUGUUCUGUAUGACAAAAGGGAAGAUAAAGGAAUGCACACAGACUCCAACUGUGGGUUUCUUCUGAUUCACAAGACUCACAAAAGGGUACCUUUAAAAAAACAGAAGCCCAAACGAUGUUCCUUAUUCUCUGCCGAUUCUCUCAUUAGCCUGGAAGUGGUGGGUGGGAUGGGGUGAGGGAGAAAUCUCACUUAGAAAGGAAAGAUUGUACCAGUUUGAUCAGAAAAGCAGGAAAUAAAGAAGAUUGUUUAUUCCUUUCCAUGAACAAUGGUUUAAGAACCUCAGCAAAGGCAGGUUUUUCUAUGCUUUCACAUGCAAUAUCAAGGAAUAAGUCCACAGACUGUUAAUCACAAAAUAAGAAGCCGGCCAAAGCAAUCUGCAUUGGAAGAAGGAACAAACUUACAUUGUUUUCUUUCAGUCUGGACAGCAGAACAAGGUGAUUUGUCCCUAUUGGUAUCCUGAAGGGUGAAAAAGUUGAACAAAUGCCUGUUUUCCUUUGUACUGUAGAUAUCCAGGAAAAUGAAAAAUUUUAGCUUCCCUUUCAGAAGAAACUAUUUUCUAUGGUAGCCUCUCUAUGAGUAUUUUUUUAAGCCAAGCCUUCCUUGCAUUGAAUCUUAUGCUCCAUUUUUAGAAACCAAACUGGGAAGGUAAAGGUCAGAAGUGCCAAAAAAUUCUUUAAAAAAACACUGAAAUGGGAGUGUGUGAGGACAGUUGAAGGGGACCUUUCCCCUGACUUCUCAUAUCAGAUCCUCCAUAUUGCCAGCAUCAUCCGGGAUUGUGUCUCAUUCAUAUUUGAGUAAGCUCUAAUUAUAGUAUUGAGGGAU
Candoia aspera is the source of this 3997-nucleotide messenger RNA. It is a transcript of the gene PHF20L1, whose product is annotated as PHD finger protein 20 like 1. The record is from RefSeq and is a predicted model, not a curated record. Gene Ontology annotation, cellular component: NSL complex. Gene Ontology annotation, biological process: regulation of transcription by RNA polymerase II. Lineage: Eukaryota; Metazoa; Chordata; Lepidosauria; Squamata; Candoiidae.